AAAUUCCUCCUCCAGAAUUCCCCAUCUUUUUGUUUCCUACCCGGAAUACCCGGCAAGAUGGCGCUUAAUCUUGAGAAACAGUUGCUCUUCUAUGGAGCCUACCAUAGCAAUCCCGUCAACGUUGCAAUCCACAUCACCUGCGUCCCAGUCCUACUGUUUACCGGCAUCGUACUCGCCUGCAACUGUCCGCCCUUCUUUACUCUCCCGGAUGCCAUCCAGAUCGAAUACCUGCCGGCAAAUGCCGGAACAAUCGGCGCCCUCAUCUAUGCCACAUUUUAUGUCCUCCUAGAGCCCAUAGCUGGUGGCCUACUCGCACCCGCUGUGAUUACAGCUGCAUACUACGGAAACUACUUCCUCAGCACAUACGGCAGCAUCGUGAACUACUGGGCCGGGGGCAUCCACAUUGUGUCAUGGCUGGCGCAGUUCAUCGGACACGGCGUGUUUGAGAAACGUGCCCCGGCCUUGCUGGAUAACCUUGUUCAGGCUUUACUGCUUGCGCCGCUGUUUGUCUGGAUGGAGGUUCUGUUCUUCUUCGGAUAUCGCUCGGAGCUUAAGAAGCGGUUUGAGAAGGGCGUUGAGCUGGAGAUCCUGAAGUUCCGGAAGGAGGGGAAUGAGAAUGGCAAGGGGAAGGGUAAGGUGGCCCAAUAAAUGCUGACAUGUGCGUACAGCAUGCAGCAAGGGGAGAUAUUGUUCGCCAAGACCGGGUGCUCUACUCCGUACUCCGUAUGUUGUUAUCGGG
This is a messenger RNA of Penicillium crustosum, 739 nucleotides long. RefSeq names its product 2-hydroxy-palmitic acid dioxygenase MPO1. The record is from RefSeq and is a predicted model, not a curated record. Gene Ontology annotation, biological process: sphingoid catabolic process. Lineage: Eukaryota; Fungi; Ascomycota; Eurotiomycetes; Eurotiales; Aspergillaceae. Gene Ontology annotation, cellular component: endoplasmic reticulum. The transcript has 4 exons. Bases 58 to 648 code for a protein of 196 amino acids.